UUCUUCUCUCUCUCUCACACACACACACACCCUUCUUCCCAUAACUAAAACGCGUGAAGAAUUUGAGGAAUUCUUCUUUAUCUUCUUCCUCCUUCAGCGUACUGAUUAUGGAUUCAUAUUCCUUAAAGUCUGUGUUCAAUUUGCCUGCGCCGUUUCGCUCAUGUUUUAGUUUCAGAUAUUUUAAUUCACUUCAGAGUGAAUGCUUUCCUAUCUGUUUUCACUCUGAUGUAAACAUGAUCAUCUCUGCACCAACUGGGAGUGGUAAAACUGUUCUCUUUGAGCUUUGCACUUUGAGGCUACUAUCCAGGUUCAUCUCUGCAGAGGGAAGAUUCAUAAAUGUAAAGGGGUCUCUUAAAACAAUCUACAUAGCCCCAUCUAAGGCUUUAGUACAGGAGAAGCUCCGUGAUUGGAAUAAGAAGUUUGGGCCUUGGGGGAUAAAUUGCCUGGAGCUGACAGGAGACAAUGAAUCUUACACUCCAAGGAAUAUACAAGAAGCAGAUAUUAUUCUGACAACUCCCGAGAAAUUUGAUGCAGUAUCACGAUAUGGUAUAGAAGGUGGUGGCUUGAGCUUUUUCAGUGAUAUUGCACUUUUACUGAUUGAUGAAGUUCAUCUAUUGAAUGAUCCACGUGGAGCUGCUCUGGAAGCAAUUGUUAGCAGAAUAAAAAUUGUUGCUUGCAAUCCAAAAAUGAAAUCAAAUCCACUGGCUCAGGUCCGCUUCCUAGCUGUUUCAGCCACAAUUCCAAAUAUUGAGGAUCUAGCUAAAUGGCUCAAAGUUCCGGACCAAGGGAUUAAAAGGUUUGGAGAAGAAAUGAGGCCGGUAAAGCUAACAACCAAGGUUUUUGAUAUUCUCAUGCAAUACUCAAGAGGGAAAUCUGCACUUAUAUUUUGUUCAACAAGAAAAGGAGCACAAGAAGCAGCUCAGCGACUCUCUCACAUAGUCAUGACUUUUGGUCAAUCAAAUCCAUUCAUUAAGAACAGAGAACAACAAGAUCGGCUGAGGGAGGCUUCUCUUUCAUGCAGUGACAAGCAAAUGCAGUCAUAUAUUCUUUAUGGUGUUGGUUAUCACAAUGGUGGCCUUUGCCUUAAAGAUCGCAAUAUUGUGGAGGGCCUUUUUCUCAAGGGUGACCUUGAAGUACUUUGCACUACAAAUACACUAGCCCACGGAAUCAACCUCCCAGCACACACAGUGGUUAUUAAAUCAACACAGCACUUCAACAAGGAAAAAGGUCUCUACAUGGAAUAUGACCGCUCCACCAUAUUGCAGAUGUGUGGAAGGGCAGGCCGACCACCAUUUGAUGAUACAGGCAUGGUUAUAAUCAUGACAAGGAGAGAAACGGUUCACUUGUAUGAGAAUCUCUUAAAUGGGUGUGAAGUGGUGGAAUCGCAAUUGCUCUCAUGUGUGACGGAGCAUUUACUUGCGGAAAUAGUUCAACUGACAGUAUCUGAUAUUACAAAAGCAAUUGAAUGGCUGAAAUGCUCCUACUUGUAUGUUAGAAUGCAAAAGGUAAGUGAUUCAGGGAACCUGUUAGUUUCGUUGAUUAGUUUCCCAUCCCAUCUGAUGCAAACUCUUAUACAUGAGCAGAACCCUGUGAACUACACAAUUAAGAAAGGGAUUUCUGGUGACCGUUUAGAGAAGCAUGUACAAGAGAUUUGUGUGCAGAAAGUCAAUGAGUUAUCACAGUAUCAAAUGGUCUGGGUUGAUGAAGAUGGCUUCCUCUUGAGACCAUUAGAUCCUGGAAGGUUAAUGACAAAGUACUAUUUGAGAUUUGACACUAUGAAACAGAUAAUGCGGACUCCUGAAAAUUUCAGUUUAGAAGCUGCACUUCAUGUUGUGUGCUGUGCAGAAGAAAUUGCAUGGAUACAGCUCAGACGCAAUGAGAAGAAACUCCUAAAUGAUAUAAAUACUGAUAGAGAUGGCCGACUUCGAUUUCACAUUCUUGGAGAAAAAGGGAAAAGGAAAAAGCGCAUUCAAACAAGAGAAGAAAAGAUAUUUAUUUUAGCAAAUGAUUGCCUAACUGGCGAUCCUUCAGUCCAUGAUCUAUCUCUGAUUCAGGACAUGAAUUCUAUAUGUUCAAAUGGAUGUCGAAUUGCAAAAUGCAUGAAAGACUAUUUUGUUUAUAGAAGGAAUUACAAAGGAGCAGUGAAAUCAGCCCUUCUAGCCAAAUCACUAGACCAGAAACUUUGGGAUGACAGUCCAUACCUUUUGAAACAGUUACCAGGAAUUGGGAUGGUUACAGCAAAGGCGCUUCAUUCAAUGGGAAUUAAAACGUUUGAGGCACUUGCUGUUGCUGAUCCAAGGAGAAUAGAAAUAGUGACUGGUCGAAAAUACCCAUUUGGUAACCAUAUUAAAGAUUCUCUACUAUCACUACCUCCAAAAGUUGAUGUGAAGCUUGCAGAAAUCGAAAGCAACAUACAAGGAAAGUCCAAGCUAGUAGUAACAUUAACUAAGAUAUCAGAAUCAGGCCAAUCCGUUAAACGGCAUUACGCUGAUAUGAUCAUUGGUUCAGAGGAAGACAACACUAUUCUCUUUCAUGAAAAAAUCAGGGUUGACCAGUUCUCCAGCCCAUACAGUGUAACAAUUCUUGUCCCCAUCCUACAAGGAAAGCAGACUAUCAAGGCUGAUUUUAUAUUUGAGGAAUAUAUUGGUAUUGAUGUCCACCAAAAGCUUUCCUUUAUGAAGGAGAGUAAUUCAAAUUUGGUUCUAAAAUGGGGGAAACAGGCUUCUUAUCCUCCACUUGAAGAGGUAUAUAUCAUAGAAGAUGACAAUAUAGAUGCACCUCUUUUACCAUUGAAAGAGAAAGAGAGAUGCUCUUUGAGCAAGGACAAGCCGGAAAGGGAUUCCAUUCCAAGUUUCAACCUCUUGGAUGAAAGGUUAGAGGAAGGUGAACAUGCUCUUGGAGUUGAAGAGGACAAAUACAAAGUCAUCACUGAGAAAACAGUAUUUGACCACAUACGGGAAAAGGCCAAAAACUUCUCUCUCCUGUCUGCAUUUGAUAAUAUUCGCUGUCCAUCACUAGAGGUCCUUCUUGCAAGAAAUCAUGCGCGUGAUAUGAGGCCUGUCCAUCUUCCUGAGAUAGUUGUUCUUAAUGAUGACGAAAAAAUCGAGGUUUCUAUACAAAAUGAUGUUGAUUUGCCUGCUGAGCUCAUGAAGGCAGAACAAUAUGAUAUCAACCCCUAUCUGACUUCAAAUGAUCGUAGUACAGCUGGAAGCCCAAAUAACAAGAGCAGUAUAGUUGAUACAGGUAUUUUUCUCCCUGAACCUGAAGCAAGAACUUGUGAGAAAUCAACUGAAGAAAAUGUUUUUGAUCACAUACGAAGAAAAUCUAAGGAUUUUCCACUGAGUGCUGCUUUUGGUGUGGGAAGAGACACAAAUUGCUCGGACGUCACUGAUAGUAUGCUUUCUUCAUAUAUGGAAACUGCUGAUGUAGAAAAAUAUUCAUACAAUAUUCAAGUUGUUACUGAGGUAAAAAGUAUGAAAUUUUAAGGUUCUUUAUUUAGCAUUGAUGGAGGACCAAAUAUUUCUCAAGGUGUUUCAGGCAUCCAUUUUACUCAGUCUUCCAUUUACGCUGUUAGUUUUUCAAUGUAGGCGAAAAAGCGGUCGUCCGAACCCGGAAACCUUGCAGAGUGUAGUAAGAAGCAGUGUUGCUCUUCUAGAGAACCAAAAGAAGACAAGUCUAAUUCUAGCGAUAUAAGAAGACAUUGCUGCCCUUUGGAAACCACAGGCCAAACGAAGGAUAUAGCAUCGUAUCUUGGGUUUAAGAGUGUGUUUUCCUUUCUCUGAUUUUCUUUGGCAAGGGUUCAGCUGAUAACCUAACAGUAUUAAACUUUUACUCAUAGAACGAAAUG
Messenger RNA from Abrus precatorius (Indian licorice), 3847 nucleotides. Its product is annotated as DExH-box ATP-dependent RNA helicase DExH17. NCBI's taxonomy places the organism in Eukaryota, Viridiplantae, Streptophyta, Magnoliopsida, Fabales, Fabaceae. The record is from RefSeq and is a predicted model, not a curated record. Gene Ontology annotation, molecular function: nucleic acid binding; ATP binding.